CUCAACAGCUUGUUAUUUGGUGGAUUGUGGCAGUAAAUCGGGGCGAGUGGGGGAACCCGGCGCAGGAACUGCCGCUGCGGCCGGGAGCGGUGCUGCCCGGACGGGGACCCACGGCGAUCAGUGGGGUGGCAGACUGGAGAGCUGACAGCGCUCUGCACCCGCAGUAGCGCCCGGGAAGAGAACUCGAGGAAGCUGGAACCCCACAGGUCACCAGUCAAGAUGAAGGCGGCAGAUGAGCCUGCCUACCUGACAGUGGGAACUGAUGUCAGUGCCAAGUACCGAGGGGCCUUCUGUGAGGCAAAGAUCAAGACUGUGAAAAGGCUGGUGAAAGUCAAGGUACUUCUGAAGCAGGAUAACACAACACAGUUGGUGCAAGAUGACCAAGUAAAGGGCCCUUUAAGAGUUGGAGCUAUUGUAGAAACAAGGACAUCUGAUGGAUCUAUCCAGGAAGCCAUUAUCAGCAAAUUGACAGACGCUAGUUGGUAUACUGUGGUGUUUGAUGACGGUGAUGAGAGAACUCUGAGGCGGACCUCACUUUGCCUGAAAGGGGAGAGACAUUUUGCUGAGAGUGAGACCCUGGAUCAGCUUCCUCUAACAAACCCAGAGCAUUUCGGGACGCCAGUCAUUGCAAAGAAGACCAACAGAGGGAGGCGGUCCUCGCUGCCUAUCACUGAAGACGAAAAGGAAGAAGAAAGCAGCGAAGAGGAAGAUGAAGAUAAGAGGCGUCUCAAUGAUGAAUUAUUAGGAAAAGUUGUAAGUGUGGCCUCCACAGCAGAGAGCACUGGAUGGUACCCUGCUUUGGUUGUCUCUCCCAGCUGCAAUGAUGACGUCACAGUGAAAAAAGAUCAGUGUUUAGUUCGAUCAUUUAUUGAUUCUAAAUUUUACUCUAUAGCAAGAAAGGACAUUAAGGAACUAGACAUUCUCACUCUACCAGAAUCUGAGCUCUGUGCUAAGCCAGGGCUGCGAAGAGCAAGUGUCUUCCUAAAAGGUAGAAUUGUUCCUGAUAAUUGGAAAAUGGAUAUAAGUGAAAUCCUUGAGUCCUCCAGUAGUGAUGACGAAGAGUGCCCAGCUGAGGAACGUGAAGAGGAGAAGGAGAAAGAGGCCAAAAAGGAGGAAGAAGAGCUGCCUGAGGAAGAGCUUGAUCCUGAGGAGAGGGACAACUUCCUCCAACAGCUUUAUAAGUUUAUGGAAGACAGAGGUACUCCGAUCAACAAACCACCUGUUUUGGGCUAUAAAGAUCUCAAUCUCUUCAAACUCUUUAGACUGGUCUAUCAUCAGGGGGGAUGUGGCAAUAUUGACAGUGGGGCUGUAUGGAAGCAAAUUUAUAUGGACCUUGGCAUUCCAAUUUUGAAUUCAGCUGCUUCCUACAAUGUAAAAACUGCUUAUAGAAAGUAUCUCUAUGGUUUUGAGGAGUACUGCCGUUCUGCAAAUAUUCAGUUCAGAACUAUUCACCACCAUGAACCAAAAGUAAAAGAGGAAAAAAAAGACUUUGAAGACUCAAUGGACGAAGCUCUAAAAGCGGCCCCGGAAAUGCCUUUGCCGGACGUGAAGAGUGAGCCCGAGGAGAAUACGGACUCAAACAGUGAAAGCGACAGAGAAGACACAGAACUAAAGUCGCCAAGAGGGAGAAGGAAAAUUGUUCGAGAUGCAAAUUGUAUCAAGAAGGAAAUAGAGGAAGAGAAAAUCGAAGACAAAUUCCUCCGAGAUGAUUUAGAAAAUAAGGACGCAGGUGAUGACGAUGACGAUGGUGACCCAGCAGCGAAGAGAGAGCAUGAGCUGCUGUUUGGGAGGAAGAGCACACCAAAGAACAAAGAGAAGAAGAUUAAAAAGCCAGAUGACUCUGAGAGAGACUCAGAUGAAGAGGAAGAGAAGAGCCAAGAGAGGGAAGAGACUGAAAGCCGGUGUGACUCGGAAGGGGAGGACGAGGAGGACGACACGGAGCCCUGCCUGACGGGAACCAAAGUGAAGGUCAAGUACGGACGAGGAAAAACUCAGAAAAUUUAUGAAGCCAGCAUCAAAAGCACCGAGAUGGACGACGGGGAGAUUCUGUACCUAGUGCAUUACUACGGAUGGAACGUCAGAUAUGAUGAAUGGGUAAAAGCUGACAGGAUAAUCUGGCCCUUGGAGAAAGGUGGACCAAAGAAAAAACAAAAGAAGAAAGUUAAGUGUCAACCCUGCCUGCUGGCCCACUGUACACUUGGCCACGCCUUCUGUCCGGUUCCUGCUGUAGAGAAUAAAGAAGAUAGUGAAAAGGACGAAAAGAGGGAUGAAGAGAGGCAGAAGUCCAAACGGGGAAGACCGCCUUUAAAAUCUACUUUUUCGCCAAACAUGCCAUACAGUUUAUCUAAGACGUCAAACAGUGAAGGAAAAUCAGACUCCUGUUCAUCUGACAGUGAGGUCGACGACCAGCUGGAGAAGAGCUCAGGGGCUGAGGAUCUUUCUCCUGAUGUCAAAGAAGAAUUGGAAAAAAAUGAAAAUGGACAUGAUGAUAAACUAGAUGAAGAAAACCCAAAGAUUGUACAUAUAUCAAAAGAAAACGACAGGACUCAGGCACAGCCCUCAGACACCCUGACGGUGGAGUCGGGGGACAGCGAUCAAAUCGUGCAUAUUUUUGGAGACAAAGUGGACCAAGUAGAAGAACUUAAGAAACAGGUGGAAAAGUCUCCCAAAGGGAAGGGAAGGCGCAGCAAGACAAAAGACCUUUCAUUAGAACUUAUAAAGAUUUCACCUUUCGGCCAGGAGGAAGCAGGCAGCGAAGCUCACGGGGACGUUCAUAGCCUGGAGUUUUCUUCCCUAGAGUGUAAAAACUUUUCUUCUACUGAAGAUGACAUCGACCCAUCUGAGAAAGAAAAAAAGUUGAAACGGAAAAUCCUGGGACAGCAAUCCCCAGAAAAAAAAUUGAGACUUGAGAAUGGCAUGGAAAUGACAACUGGAGUGUCCCAAGAGAGGUCUGAAGAUGGCGCAGGAGCCGAGGGCGUGAAAGGCGCACAUGUGGAACAGCACUUUGAAACAGAAGGUGAAGGGAUGCCAUCGUUGACAGCCGAGCCCGACCAGGGCCUUCAAGAACUAACUAGUGAGAAAUCGGACAGUCCAGCCGAAGAACCAGUGCACACGCCACUCAAAGAAGAGGAGGAUGCGAUGCCUCUGAUCGGGCCUGAAACCUUGGUUUGCCAUGAGGUAGACCUGGAUGAUUUGGAUGAGAAGGAUAAGACCAGUAUUGAGGAUGUGGUAGUGGAAGGUUCUGAGUCUAACUCUCUGGCUUCCGUUCCGCCUGCCUUACCUCCUGUAGCACAGCAUAACUUUUCCGUAGCUUCCCCACUCACUCUCAGCCAGGACGAGUCCCGAAGUAUAAAGAGUGAGAGUGACAUUACAAUUGAAGUUGAUAGCAUCGCCGAAGAAUCACAAGAAGGCCUCUGUGAGAGGGAAUCGGCGAACGGGUUUGAAGCCAGUGUUGCCCCUGGUGCCUGUAGUAUAAUUGCACACGAGCGAGAGAGCAGAGAGAAGGGUCAGAAAAGGCCAAGCGAUGGAAAUAGUGGAUUAAUUGCAAAAAAGCAAAAGCGAACCCCAAAGCGGACAAGUGCUGCAGCCAAAACUGAAAAAAACGGAGCAGGACAGAGCAGCGACAGCGAGGACCUCCCCGCCAUGGACAGCUCCAGUAACUGCACCCCAGUGAAGCGCCUUAGCCUGCCCAAGCCACAGAAGCUGCCACGGUCUCCCGCAAGAACCUCGCCUCACAUCAAAGAUGCAGAGAAGGAGAAGCACCGAGAGAAGCAUCCGAACUCCUCCCCCAGGACAUACAAGUGGAGCUUCCAGCUCAAUGAAUUAGAUAAUAUGAACAGUACAGAGAGAAUCUCUUUUCUCCAAGAAAAACUACAGGAAAUCAGAAAAUACUACAUGUCUUUGAAGUCUGAAGUUGCAACCAUCGACAGAAGGAGGAAAAGAUUGAAAAAGAAAGACAGAGAAGUGUCUCACGCAGGAGCAUCGAUGUCCUCUGCUUCAUCAGACACUGGAAUGAGCCCCUCUUCAUCGUCUCCCCCCCAAAAUGUACUUGCUGUAGAGUGCAGGUGAUGAACAGUUCUCCACCCCCCAGCAGUUUGCUGCCAUGGACUUAAAUCCCCAAACCCCGAAAUACAACCACAGAAAGCACUCAGCCGGCUAAGUCUAUCCUUCCUGUAUAGUUUCCAGGAUUGUAUCUAGACCCUCCUCUCUCCUUUUUUUAUUGUUGCAGACAAUAAGCUUAUUAAUAAUUGAAGGUUAGGCGGCCUGCCAUAUUGGUCAUAAUUUUUCCUCUGUAUUUUCUUUCUUUCUUUCUCUCUUUCUUUCUUUCUUUUAUUUUAUUUUAUUUUUUUUUGUGUGUGUGUGUGUGAUAGAGAAAAAAAAGGGCACUUAGCAAAAUGGAAUUUGUAUACUAAAGCUUUCGAGUGUUCUAGAAAUCAUAGACAAGCAAGCGCACACAACAGACAGGAGAGCAUUAGCUGGUUAGCAGUUACUGCUGCACUUUCACUGAGAUGCAUUGAACACUUGGUGAGUAGGGGGUUGAUUUUGUGUUAUUCUUGUAUUAUUAUAAUUAUUAUAAUAAUUAUUAUUAAUGUUGAUUUUUUUAUUAAUUUCAAUUUUGUGGAAGCACUUGCUAUGUAGAACUGCCAAAGUAUAUGUGCAGCAGUGUGCCCAGGUUUAAACGUGUAAAUGGGACAAAAUAAAUUGUGAAAGGAAGUGUAGUUGACUGAAAACUGCAGUUGUAAUAAGUCUUCCACUUUUUAUAGGACUUUUGAGCACACAAUUAUGCAAAUAUUUUAAUGUUUAUUAAUGUUUACAGUGGAAUUGUGAAUAAGUUUUCAGUGGACUAUCUUAUCCCUUGACAAAAAUAUUUUGUCUUUUUUCUAUGUAAUUUCAGAGUUUUUAUUUUGUUACAAAAAUACAAAAAUGAAAUAUAUAACAACAAUGAAGUUAUUUAACAAGAUUUCUAAAGCUGAAAAUUUUGUGUAAAAUAAGGUAUUAUCUUGCAACUUGUUAAAUAUAUUUAUUCAGACAUUGGAUGGUUGUAUUUUUAUGUAUUUUUUAAAAUAUUAAUAAAAUUGAAAAAAGACAGUUCUAGGUUAAUUCACUCUUUGGGUGGCAGUGGUGGUCAGCUGCCCCGUGCUGCAGGGGUUGCGUCUGCAGCCGCAGGUGCUGCAGGGCAUCUGUCUCAACCUUCCCAACCGAGCAGCUGAGAGUGGGCAUCUGGGUCACUCAAGUCUGUCCUUGUUUAGAAACUUUGGCAGUCCUCGUAUUUAAACCACUUUGAGGAUCACAUUUUUGGUUGCCCUUAAGAUGCUUUGUCACAGUUUUUGUGUUCGCUGUACUGCCGAAUAAAUUUUAUAUCUCCCAAAGUCAAGAUGCAACAGUCACGUAAAGCCACUAUGUAUUCUUUGUCUGUGAAUUGUUACACAGACUGAUACAUUUGUAAAUAAUUCUUCCAAAAUCAUGUAUUUAAAGCAGUUUUGCAUAUACAUUAUGUAAAAAAAGGUGAUUUUUUUAAAAGCAUUUUUAAACUCAUGUUUGUACAUUAAAGGGGUUGUUUUGAAGCCUCCUUUUCUGUGUUUAUAUGCUAUAGUGUGGUAGCCCGGGGGGGUUUGACCCUGAGGGUGGACAGAGGCACAGCACAUUGCUACUGCAGAGCAUUACCGAAAUUAUGUUUCUCAACGUCAUCUUGCCAUAUUGUGAACCUGUGAUUCAGACUUCUUCCAUUUUCUCAGAGAAUUAAAACAAAAAGUACUCUUGUAA
Mus caroli (Ryukyu mouse) is the source of this 5763-nucleotide messenger RNA. RefSeq names its product AT-rich interaction domain 4A (gene Arid4a). Gene Ontology annotation, cellular component: nucleus. Gene Ontology annotation, biological process: regulation of transcription by RNA polymerase II. NCBI's taxonomy places the organism in Eukaryota, Metazoa, Chordata, Mammalia, Rodentia, Muridae. Gene Ontology annotation, molecular function: transcription cis-regulatory region binding. The record is from RefSeq and is a predicted model, not a curated record.